GCGUGGACUCUUCUAUUUGUUUUGUUUGUUUCUUUGUUUGUUUUGAUUUCCUCUGCUCCUCCCUCACCUCCCUAACUUUUUUAUCUUGUCAUUCUACGCACUACGCACUGGGGGAGACCCCCUAACCUCCCUACAUUUUUUACUAUUUAAGCAAUGUCAAUUCCCUUUGCUAAUAUCAUUAAGGGAUUUAGUUUAAAAUUUUAUUUAUUUAUAAUCUUUUUUCCUUUCUUCUUUUAUUCUUGUUUUUGUUAUUCAAUUACUAAUCAACAUUAAUUUAAUUUAAAAUGGCCCCACCUAAAGCUGAAAAGAAACCUGCUUCAAAAGCUCCAGCUGAAAAGAAACCAGCUGCUAAAAAGACUGCUUCAACUGAAGGUAAGAAGAGAAGUAAAACUAGAAAGGAAACUUAUUCUUCAUAUAUUUAUAAAGUUUUAAAACAAACUCAUCCAGAUACUGGUAUUUCUCAACAAGCUAUGUCUAUUAUGAAUUCAUUUGUUAAUGAUAUUUUUGAAAGAAUUGCUUCUGAAGCUUCUAAAUUAGCUGCUUAUAAUAAGAAAUCUACUAUUUCUGCUAGAGAAAUUCAAACUGCUGUUAGAUUAAUUUUACCAGGUGAAUUAGCUAAACAUGCUGUUUCUGAAGGUACAAGAGCUGUUACUAAGUAUUCUUCAUCUUCUGCUUAAAUAUAAUAGUUUAAUCAAAUCUUAACUACCAACCCCUCCUACCUCCCUUUACUUCUAUUUUACUAUUAUUAUUAGUCUUUUUUAUCUAAACAAACAGUUUGAUUUGAAAUAAAGAAUAGUCAUUGAGUUUACUCUAUGUGUUCUUUUGUAUAUUAGUUAAUUAUAAUGAAUAUAUUAUAUUAUUAUUAUUAUUA
Scheffersomyces amazonensis is the source of this 871-nucleotide messenger RNA. RefSeq lists its product as uncharacterized. The transcript has a single exon. Gene Ontology annotation, cellular component: nucleosome. Gene Ontology annotation, molecular function: protein heterodimerization activity; DNA binding; structural constituent of chromatin. The coding region runs from base 285 to 677 and encodes 130 amino acids. NCBI's taxonomy places the organism in Eukaryota, Fungi, Ascomycota, Pichiomycetes, Serinales, Debaryomycetaceae. The record is from RefSeq and is a predicted model, not a curated record.